AAAAUAAACAAAUGAGUUGUAAGUGGCGCUCAAGCAGGAACGCAACUUCCGCUGGCGUCAUCAACCGUCGACAAGCGAACAGGCCGCAAGUGGUGGAAGCAGAGCUACAUCGUCCAUAAAAAAUGGCACCAUCUCCUACGAAAAGGAAGGAGGAAGAAAAAUCUAAAGAUAGGGGCAAAGAGAAGACUGCCACCAAGGAAGGAGACAAAGAGAGAGGACGUGACAAAGUAAGGAAACGUCGUAGUGCCUCUUCUGGAAGCAGCAGCAGCAGCAGAUCUAGCUCAUCAUCCAGCAGCAGCUCUGGUUCUAGCUCAGGUUCCUCGAGUGGAUCCAGCUCUUCUGGCACCAGUCGAUCUGGAUCGUCCAGCUCUCGAUCGUCAUCCUCCUCCAGCUCCUCUGGCUCGCCGAGCCCCAGCCGCAGGCGCCAUGACAACCGCCGGCGCUCCCGAUCACCGUCUAAAACACAGAAGAGAGGAGAGGACAAAGAGCGAAGGAAACGAAGCCCGAUUGUCAAACCCACUAAGGUUCACUUAGGAAGGCUGACCAGAAACGUUACCAAGGAUCACAUCCAGGAGAUCUUUUCCACUUAUGGAAAAAUCAAAAUGAUUGACAUGCAGAUGGAUAGGAUGCACCCACACCUGAGCAAGGGCCAUGCUUAUGUGGAGUUUGAGACCCCUGAGGAGGCACAGAAGGCCCUUAAACACAUGGACGGAGGUCAGAUUGAUGGACAGGAAAUCACAGCUGCUGCUGUUCUGCCUCAACGGAUCCGUCUACCACCUCGCAGACUGUCUCCUCCUCGCAGAAUGCCCCCACCACCUCCUAUGUGGCGGCGCAGCCCACCACGCAUGAGGAGGAGGUCUCGUUCUCCAAGGAGACGAUCCCCGGCACGUCGCCGUUCCCGCUCCAGGUCUCCUGGUCGCCGGCGCCAUCGCUCUCGCUCCAGCUCCAACUCCUCCAGAUAAACUCAUUGAGAUGUCAUGUGGUUUUCUACGCUGUGAUGCUGAUCAGCUACAACCCUCGUUUUCUAAGACUCCUUUGACUCAGUAGAAAUGCCAUCAUCUACGCUGUAUGUGCGGUCAUAGCAAGAGUGCUUCUGUUCCAUUUGAUUUUUUCUUAAAUUUUGUGCUAAGUUGAUUCAGAAAAGUUAGCUUAGUUUUAUGUUGCCUCUACCGGGAUCUACAAACAUUUUGUUUCCUUUUACCUUGUAUUACGUCCUUUUAACUUUUAAAAAAUAAAGAUGCAGAAACAGAA
Messenger RNA from Nothobranchius furzeri (turquoise killifish), 1251 nucleotides. RefSeq names its product RNA-binding protein with serine-rich domain 1. Gene Ontology annotation, molecular function: RNA binding. Gene Ontology annotation, biological process: mRNA splicing, via spliceosome. Gene Ontology annotation, cellular component: nucleoplasm; ASAP complex; cytoplasm. Lineage: Eukaryota; Metazoa; Chordata; Actinopteri; Cyprinodontiformes; Nothobranchiidae. The record is from RefSeq and is a predicted model, not a curated record.